AUGGAUAAAAUACUGGGUAUAUCUUUGAAAUCUAAUUUAACAAUAGACUUAAAUGAGUUAUGUUUCAAGAAGAAUUUAGUCGGUCAAACAAAAAAUUAGAUUAAAUAUAAUUUUAGUUAAGCUAUUCCAAAUCCAUCAAAUUUAUCUUAUGUAAUAGUAAAAUCAUUAAAUAUAAAUGAUGUAAAGUCUGAUCAUAGUUGA
Messenger RNA from Paramecium sonneborni, 201 nucleotides. The record is from the annotation of a GenBank genome assembly. Lineage: Eukaryota; Ciliophora; Oligohymenophorea; Peniculida; Parameciidae.